GCUGACUGUGAGCCCCAGUAGUGACACUUGGCUUUACUGUACUUUGUGUUUAAAUAGCUUCCGAAGGCCAAACGCCAAACAGAAUCUAAGACCGAACAGGAAAACCUAAGACUUAAAUUAAGUAAAAUACAAAACUCAGUGCCGGCAAACGAAGGAAGGAGUGGCUAUUCCAGGGAAAUAAUCAAACCAUGGAUCAAGGUUCGCCGAUAAAUGAUUCCAAAACUCAGGAGCUCAGCAAGGAGCAUAGUAUGAAUAAGGGAAGAAAUAAAUUAUGCAAUUUACCUGACAUAGUUCUUCAACACAUACUAUCCUUCCUUGGGACAAAAGAUGCUGUCAGAACAAGUGUGUUAUCAAAAAGAUGGCUAUAUCUGUGGGUUUCAAUGCCCAAUCUCAACUUUAUACAAGGGCCAAGCGAAAUGAAUGAUUGGAAUAGGAAUUUGUUCAUGAAUCUUGUAGAAAGAGCACUAGUGCUUCGGAAGUCUUCAAAUGUACAAAAGUUCUCACUGUCUUGUGAUGUGUUUUGUGAUGCAUGUAGCAUUAAUUCAUGGGUGUUUUCUGCAGUAAGACAUAAAGUUCAAGUGUUAGAUCUUUGCCUUUUCUUAAAUGAAGAAUCAUUUGUCUUGCCUCGUAGUCUAUUUACUUGUGAAUCAAUCAAAGUGUUGAAUUUACAGAUGUGCUAUAAUCUCAGGCUUCCUUCUUCUAUCUUUUUUCCAAGUCUCAAGAUCUUGACUCUUAAGCAUAUUGUAUUUCCUGAUGACCAAUCAACACAACGGCUCUUUUCUGGUUGCCCAGUCUUGGAGGAGUUGACUCUAGAUAAUUGCUAUUGGGAGAAUAUCAAUGCCAUUAGUAUUUCUGCUCCAAUGCUUAAAAGCUUAGUCAUAUAUGACCUCCUUGACAGUGAAAGCCGUUGUCAAGUCAUCAUUUUUGGGAUGAGUCUUAAAUUCUUUGUUUACGAAGGUAGAUUAAAGAAUGAUUAUCGUUUUUGUAAUCCAUUGUCAUUGGUUGAGGCUUGUAUUAAUGUGGAUGGAAGACAGAUAGAAGUUGCUUAUCAUGCAAACAAGCUUAUAAAAGAGCUUUCUAACGUAGAAAGUCUAGUACUGACACCUCAAACAUUUGAGGCCCUCGACUACAAAGAAGAAUUCAUUGCUCAUCUACCCAAGUUUCAUAACCUGACCCAUCUUGAAUUUUACAUGGGUUUUGUGGACAUGGCUUCUGGAGCACUAAUGAAAGUAUUCCAAAACUCGCCGUGUCUUGCUUCUCUUGAAUUGAACGGGGGUAUUGAACUAACCAAGGAGGAUUGGAAAUUGGAUCACGUGCCUCCAUGCUUCUUAACACAACUUAAGACUAUCAAAAUUGGUGAUUUUCUUGGAACUGAAGAAGAAGUACUUGUGGUGAGGACUUUGCUUCAGAAUACAGCAGUCUUAGAAAGAAUGGUUAUAUCUUGGUCUAAAGAAUUCUCAGGGCAAGAUCAAAAGCAAAAGGCAGUUAAUGAUCAUCUACUAACAGUUCCAAAAGGGUCACUGAAUUGUGUUAUUUCUUUCUCUUGAGCAGUGAGCGAUUUUGGUUUCGGUCAUUUCUGUGUCGGAACAUGCAAAGGAUGUAGCUAUUUUUGUUUAGGUUUUCAGCUUUAGCCAAAAAAUUGCAUUGUAGACCAAGUGCUUGACCCUCUAUUGUUCUUCAAUUUUGGCUAAUUUAAUUAAUAAUUCUUUAGUUUUCA
Quercus robur (English oak) is the source of this 1717-nucleotide messenger RNA. Its product is annotated as F-box protein At4g22280-like. NCBI's taxonomy places the organism in Eukaryota, Viridiplantae, Streptophyta, Magnoliopsida, Fagales, Fagaceae. Gene Ontology annotation, molecular function: protein binding. The transcript has 4 exons. The coding region runs from base 189 to 1547 and encodes 452 amino acids. The record is from RefSeq and is a predicted model, not a curated record.